This is a messenger RNA of Coturnix japonica (Japanese quail), 1776 nucleotides long. The record is from RefSeq and is a predicted model, not a curated record. Lineage: Eukaryota; Metazoa; Chordata; Aves; Galliformes; Phasianidae.
CAAAAUGGCGACCGCUAAUUGCCACGUUAUAUCCCAGAAUACACCAUACCGGAAGCGACACUACUGCGCAUGGGCAAAAUGGCGACCUCCAGAUGCCUCGUUAUGCCUCGUUAUAUCCCACAACCCACCUUGCCGGAAGUGAUGCUAUUGCGCAUGUUCAAAAUGGCGACCUCCAGAUGCCUCGUUAUGCCUCGUUAUAUCCCACAAUGCACCAUACCGGAAGCUACCAUACUGCGCAUGAUCAAAAUGGCGACCUCCAAGUGCCUCGUUAUGCCUCGUUAUAUCCCACAAUCCACCUUGCCGGAAGCGAUACUAUUGCGCAUGUUCAAAAUGGCGACCUCCAGUUGCCUCGUUAUGCCACGUUAUAUCCCACAAUGCACCAUACCGGAAGCUACCAUACUGCGCAUGAUUAAAAUGGCGACCUCCAAGUGCCUCGUUAUGCCGCGUUAUAUCCCACAAUGCACCAUACCGGAAGCUACCCUACUGCGCAUGAUCAAAAUGGCGACCUCCAGGUGCCUCGUUAUGCCGCGUUAUAUCCCACAAUGCACCAUACCGGAAGCUACCCUACUGCGCAUGAUCAAAAUGGCGGCCUCCAGAUGCCUCGUUAUGCCGCGUUCGAUCCCACAAUGCACCUUGCCGGAAGUGACGCUAUUCCUCACUAUGAAAAUGGCGCCCGCGACGUGCCGGGACUCUGUGGGGCUUUAUUGGGCACUGUGGGGCUCACUGGGGCUUCUAUGGGGCUCUGUGGGGCUCUAUGGGGCACUGUGGGGCUCUAUGGGGCACUGUGGGGCUUCAAUGGGGCUUCUAUGGGGCUCUGUCGGGCUUCUAUUGGGUGCUAUGUGUCUCUGUGGCUGUGUGGGGCCUCCACCAUCACCACCAUCAUUCCCCUCACACCACCCACAUCACUGCCCCCCCACCAUUACCCCGAUCAACCUCAUCAACCCCAUCAGCACCAUCACCCCCAUCGCCCCCAUUGUCACCAUCACCCCCAUUAUCCCCAUUACCCCCAUUACCCCACCAUAGUCCCCCCACAGUUCACCACCACUGGUACCUCUCCCCCAUUCAUCACCGUUGUCCACCACCAUCCACCGCUGUCACACCCAUCACCUCCCCCCCACGUCACUGCCCACUUCCAAGUGGUUUUCUUCCACUCUAACCCGUCUUUUCUUGGUUUUCUUCUAAUCUAACCCAAAUUUUCUUGGUUUUCUUCCGCUCUGACCCGUCUUUUCUAGGUUUUACCUCGCCGUAAUUUGCUGAGCAAUGUGAUGGCGGAGAAGCCAAGUCCUGGGGCUCCAUCCAGCAGCUCUUGGUCCAAGGCAGCAACAGAGCAGAAGAGCUUCUUCACAUGAGUAGAUGUGACCUCAGCGAGGAGCUCCAGCAAAUACCUGCUGCCUCCCAGUGCCAGCCCUUAUAUGAGCACCAGGAGGGGGCGGAGCCAGCCCUUCAGCCAAUCGGAUAUGUUGCCUGCACUUGGGCUGUACUGCUGUGUCUCCGCCCCAUCAUGGCUUCCAACCAUGACUAAGCAUUUCUAUUAUAUCACUCUAAUUAUAUCAUGAUAUCAUCGCCCCCAUCACCCCCCAUCGUUCCAAUGUCCCCCCCCAUAACCUCCCCAUCAUCCCAACAUCCCCCCAGCAUCAACCUCAGAGUGGUGCCCACAGUGUCACCCCAUUGCGACACUGAGAUCUGCACCCCCGUGUCCAUAUACUGUGCUGUCAUUUCUCCUCUAUCCAUAACCCUCCCCUUUAAGAACAAAUAAAUAUAAUUAUUCACCUGUUA